This is a messenger RNA of Pomacea canaliculata, 8462 nucleotides long. RefSeq lists its product as uncharacterized. The coding region runs from base 3197 to 4354 and encodes 385 amino acids. The record is from RefSeq and is a predicted model, not a curated record. The transcript has 11 exons. NCBI's taxonomy places the organism in Eukaryota, Metazoa, Mollusca, Gastropoda, Architaenioglossa, Ampullariidae.
CUAGACUUUAUUUCAGACAACCCUUUCUACACUCGAUAUAGUCGAUUUAGCAGUAGAGAACAUGGAUGUUGUGCUCAGUUCGUGCGAUAUCUUUCAAUGACCAAACAAGUCUGUAUUUAAAAACAUAUCCGUCUGAAGAUUUCAAGCGCAUUACAAUCUGAAAAAAAUGGAGCGUUCAUCAGCACAUAAGUAUCUGAAACGAAAAUGCAUGACCCAUAUUUUUAUUUUGUCUCUGUUUUUGCCACGUGGAGGACAUGCAAAAGGUGAAGAAUCCAGCUGUGAAGUGACAGGUAAUGGAACCUGCGUUCAAAGAAUGACGGGUGAGAUUAAGGGGGAAUUCUUCAAGGAGAAGAGACCCUUUACAGUUUACUACAAGCCCCCAAACGCAGAUCAAGAAGUUGCUGCAUUGUUCAGCUUUGUGUUAUCUUAUCACUGUCAAGCAACAAGAGAAUAUGUAUGUGAUCACGAGAUUAUUAACAACACGUUUUCGGUCAGCAUAAAACCUGGUGUAAGCUGUAAAGAAGGAAACUUUACUUUUUUCAUCGAAGGAGGGCAACCCGUCGUUUGUCAGAAAAACAAAACGUCCAAUAUUGUGACUGUUAGUGUCAUGGCUGUUAUAAGUGGAUGUGCUGCACUAGCUGCUUCUUUUAUAAUAAUAAUUCAUCGUCAUGAAUCAAAGGAAUUUGUCAAGAAUCACUUUGGAGACUAUAUUCCCUUGAUUAAAAAGACAAAAAGAAAAGAACAUAAUAUCUCAAUAUCAUCAAAAUACAAAGCUGCUACGGCCGAACAUGCCGAAAUCUGAACUGGAAGCGCGGUUUUGCACGAAGCCUGCGAUUGAAUUCUAAAUCCUGCAGGGCAAAAAUAUACCAAGUAACCUCUGAAUUUGAGCAUUUUGAUUGAUGUGAUUGGUGUCAUUUACCACAUUCUGUUGCUAUUUGGCAGAGAUGUGCGUGUAACUUCAAAUGAAAACUAUUUCUGAGCUACAGCAUAUUUCUCGUAAUCAAACGCCACCAAACAAACUUUAUGAACUUACCUUUGACAAAGGUGCCACAAAUCGUUUUUUUUUUUUUAUAUCAGUGAUUUUCUCUUCAUUGCUCUACUUGUAUUCUGUUGGCUUGUUGCAGGUUCAGCUUAUUUUAUCAGAUAAAUUAUAAAAGUUUUUUAUAAUAUCUUUUCCUGAAAGCUGAAUGUAUAGUUUAAAAUUAACACUGAAAGUUACAACAGCGCUUGUACACGAUUUCUUAAGGUCUAGUGCUAUUUCAAUAGAAAGAUUUUCAACAACUUGACAUCUCGAGAGAAAACUAUCAGAGAUUUUGCAACACAGCACCAAGGUUAAUACUAACGAUCCACGUUGGUUUUAUUAUUAUUUUUGUUGUUAUAAUUAUUUUUCAUUAUUUUGUUUAGAAAUUUACAAAAAUAAUUUACAGUUCAGUGAUCAACUUCUAUAAUUAUUUAAUAAACACUCAGUUUCCAAACAUUGCAGAAUAGAAAUUCGAUGAAAGAAUGACAAUAAAAGAAAGAUGGAAUGCAAAAUGUCUUUCUAAGUUUGAAUGGACGGCAUAAACAAAAAACAUAAAUGUGAUUAAUAUACUUUGAUGUUUUGUCUAUACUUAUGUUUGUCAGAGAAUAGAAAAUCAAGCAAGCAAACCAUCUUUGUAUGUAUCGGUUGUUUUGUCCAAAUAUACUUUCACUCAGUUUAAUUAUCACAGGCGUGCAUGUGCAUAUGAUGAAUAGAAGGCAGCAAAUAUGUUAUUAAACUUCGUGAGAACUAUGCUUUUUUUUAAAUAUCAAUAUAUUGUUCAUAUAUAAAAUAUUUUCAGUAAGCGUCAUCUCCCUUUAUGCCCCUUCUGCCCAUAUACACACGAGAAUGCAAAAAGCAAGUAAAUAAAGUCACUUUAAAAUUCUCAACAGAAAAGACAAUGUUGCAGUUGCUGCUGGUGCCGAAGAAGAAGAUGAUGACAAUUACUACGAUAAUCGAUGAUCUAUUACCAUGUUACUGUUUUCUAGUGACUGCUCACGAACAGUCUUUUUGCCAUCUAGUCUCUGUUGGUUUUCUUGUGAGAAGAAAAACUCUUUGUACUACUUCAUUCAGUGUCGGUUGGUAAACACAUGCCAAUGAGUGUGAAUAGUAACCUAUGUGUGAGCAACUAGUGUAGUAGGUAUGUUGGACACAGUCGUUGCGAUCUGUCAUCUAUUUUCCAGAGUCUCUAAUUACUUGUCCCUUCCACCCAGCAUUCUAGUCUUCUAUCAGUCAGGUUUUGUUUGGUUUUUGAUUUUUUCUUUUUUUUCUUUUUUUUUUUUUUUUUUGUCUUUUAAAUACCCACUGACUAAAGGUACAGUAAAAAGUAGACCCUUAAAAGUAAACUGCAUGGCUCACUAAGUAGGCUCACACACUGCCGCAUAAUGAAAGCAUGACAAGCAUUUCCUUAUGAAGCAUCACCAUCGUUCAUUAAAUACAAACAGAUUUGUAUGUGCGUCCAGUAAGAAAAACUUUACUAAAACUAAAACGUGUGCUAAAUUCGUAUACAAAGAGGUCGGCUGUUGGAAUAUCCAUGAAAUGACUACAUUUGAAAGUUAAACAUUUAAGCAUUACUUGAAAUCAGGGAAGAAUCUGUAUGUUUCCUAAAAGCGUUUCGUUUAAAGUAUACACAUUCUUCUCGAUCCAAUUUUAUCUGGGGUGGCUUCUUAGAGAGCUUCUUAUCAGGCUAAAUUUUGACAUUAACCAUCAAUAUUUUAAUGCUCAGUGAAUAACAAAUAUUACCACAAUCUUAUGUAAUAAAGAAGAAAUAUAGUGUGGGCAAAUCCUGAUGCUGACUUCUCUACUCCCGCCAAAAGUCGACCUGUGUGGCUGUCAACUCAUAGAAUGAAACCUGGACCCUGGCCUGAAAAGCCGGCACGAUGGAAGGCUGCACUAUCUUGUUUCUGUGCCACUCACAGCGAUACAAACUAGAUGAAAAGGGAUUCUGCCAUGAAGUUGGAUCCCUUACCAGAUCAUCAAAGACUCCCUACCAUAUCUGUCCUGCUCCCUAAUGCAAUGACAUCGACACUUCAUUCUCCUGUGAGUAACUGUCGUUACACAAAGUAGUUUCGAAUACUAAUACACUUGUGAUCCAGAGAGAAGGCUUAAUUUAUCUUAACAAUUAUCUCUGCAUGUCCAUCUAGUCCUUUUUAUGUCCGUAUACACUUGGUAGAGUCAAUGUCCAAUGUAAGACUUGUGGUGUGCAGGACCGUCUAUCAAGUAUUUCAAUUUGGUUAUAAGGAAGUAGAUAGCAGCUUGUGUCCGGUUAAGAUAACACGUUUCAUCUCUUAUAGGUCAUUGUCCAGCCAUCUGUACCACUCCAACAUGUCUCCAUUUCAUAUGACAUUCUUUUUUAUCCCAUUUCAAGCGAUCGUUUGCUUACACGACGAAAAAUGUGCAAAACUUACUCUUAACGACCUUGAGGAAGGCAUUUUGUCGAUUUUCGAAAACACCUUUGCCAAUGUGACGUUCGAGUUAGAUGCCUCAGCCUGCAAGGACCAGAAUAUGUUGUUUACAAUAACAACACAAACAAGAACGAUAGAUGGUAGCAUAGAGUACGAUGGAUCCAUUACAUCUAUCUUUAAAGGUGCAUGCAUCGCCACACACGGGACUUCAGUUCGCUGCGUUACUCCAACAGGACCAGGAGAACUUUACAGAGUAGUGAACAGGUCUCACGUGCAGAUUGAAUGGCAAUGGAAGUGGAUAGACAAGGUUUCCGGUAACUUUCUAUUAGCGCAAAAAGAGCUGAAACUGAACAUUUUGUACCCUCCGUCUGUCUCAAGUCUGACAGUCAAUGGACAUGAAGUUAAUGGAAGUCAUCUCAUUAACGAGGGUCAGGUCAACAUUUCUUGCUCAUUUGACACAGGGAACCCACACUCCAAUUUUCUUCUGGUGGAUAAAAACGGGAAGGAAAUGAACUCUUCGAGAUUGGAAGAAUAUCUUAACUAUUCACUGUCAGUCCAUUGUAAAGACGACUGGCCGACAUUACAAUGCCAAGGUGUUGGCUCGAAAGAGAACAGAUCUGUGUCCUUUCUUGUAAAAUGUCGUCCUCAGUUUGUGGACAAACAUCCGAAAGUGAUCAACGAUGAAAAAUGGGUUUUUAACAUCAGGGCUCAUACAACAGAGAUCAAGAGUUGUUUCUUGACCUCGUCGCCGUUAGACGUGAACUUUGUCAGGGAAGUAAACUGCACCCUGACUGGUGACCCACCUGAUCUGUUGUUGACCGUUGAACUUGAGAAGGAAGACGAUAAGAAGGAAGGAAGCUGGACGCUAAAUCUUGGGAACGAAAUGGGCCUUUCAAACACAUUGGUCUAUAGCACACCCUCUCACGGGUAGUGUGAGCCUCCAUGUCUCAUUGUUCCUGUGAUAACAGUACCUUUUCUCUGCAUCAUGUUUCUCACAUUACACUUGGCUCCAAAGUUUGUCAACAGCAGACAUUGGUACCGCCAGAUCCAACACCAGAAGGAGGAUGCAGGUUAACCCCUGCUACCUCUACUGUGAAGAUACUGCAACUGCCGAGUCUUUGACUGCAAAAAUGUAACAUUUGAAUCUUUAGGGUCGCUUCCAGGCACUUCUGUGCUUCUUUUACAACCUGCUUAGUAUACUUCAUAACAGAAACCAUAUGUAACAUACAAGAAAUGUGAUGUUUGAAAUCUUCAGUGCUAUAUGAAAAUUUACAGAAUAAAGUCACGAAGAAUUUUGUCUUCAUUACAUGGUCUCUGCCUGACAUUGUUGUAAAGUUAAAAAAUAUCAGCGUCUUUCCUUAUAUUUGGUAAAGAAGGAUUACCUUUCCUACCUCGAAACUCCGGUACCAGCAGCUUUCUUUCCACAUCAUUGUAAUUAAUCGCAUAAAUAAAGCUGCUCAUUAAGCGACACUAAAUACCAAACGGGAUCUUCUUUUUAGUAUUAAACUUUGGCGGUUGCGAUCACCGAAAAUUCCUUUUCGUGUUUCUCGGUCGUGUCACAUUCUCCAAGCCAAAGAACGAUGAAUAAAUAUUCAUGCAAUGGACGCACAGCCUGUGAUUCUCCAGAAACUUUCAAGUUGUUGGAAGGUCUGCGAUAUUUGCGUCGAAAUGUUCGAGCAUGAAUUAAGGUGUUCAAGUUCCGAGGUACCACACUUUUUUUGGUCAUAAAUGGAGUAAUGUUGUGGUUUUUAGAAUCAUUUUAUACGAGUAUAUUGACAAGUUAUGUGACGUAAACUGUUUUGGUAAAAAAGGACUCGAUCGAAGUUUUAAGCCUGGCACAAAGAAUAUAGAAUGAAUAUCAUAUUUUCUGGAUGACAUUUGAUAUAACUUAGACGAAGUUAAGUCUAUCUGUAUGAGUUCUUGCGUGUUAGGAUGUGUUUGUUUAUACUUGCAGACCAACCAACGGUCAAAACUCUCACCGUUGACAGACAUGGGAUGAUACUCACCUCAUAAACGAAGGACAGAGGGGUCAGACUUUCCUGCUCAUUUGAGAAAGGACGCUCUCUUGCAAUUUUCUGCUGCUCAAGAAAAAGUUUGCCUUUUUUUUGUUCUGCUUUUAUUGCUGCAGGUCUUCUUCAAUUCGUCAAGUAAUCUGUGAAAAUCCUCACCUCUUCAGUUGACAAAGAUGUAGAAUUUCACGUUAACGCUUACACAACAACUGUCACUGUAUGAUGUUUGACAUCAUCUUCGUCAUACAAUAACACUCAAAGAUAAGUCAACUGCUCUUUAAGUGGUAACCCUCUUGAUCUUGUCUUAUUCGUUUGGCUUGACAAUAAAGACAGCAGCAUUUAAGGAUAAUUUCAACUCUUCACUGUGAAAGAGAUUCUGCGAACAGAUCAUUAAGCCUUAGUAAAUAUUCAAGUAAGUACAGUAGAUGAGAUUUUAUAUAGCAAAUACCCAUCUUUGGUGCCAUAAUGUAUACAAAAUAUAAGCAAAAUGUAAGUAGUAGAUUAGGUAUGAGAAAAAUAGGCAAUGAAAGUCAAUGUAUACAAACCCUAAACAUGUCUUUGCAAUACAUAUUGCCAUAAUAGUUUUCAAAGAUAACUGAGCAAUAAUCAUAAUUAGAGUGACAAAUAUAGAAAAUAGAAGCAAGUUUUCUUGUGUAUUCUAACCUGCAGCUGUAAUAUCAAAAUUAUUAUGUUUGAAGGCUUGAAAUGUACAUGUAAUCCUAAACAAACAGUAGGGUGUGUGCGCACACACACACACACAUAACAUUCAGGAUCCCAUAAUUUAAGUAAUUUCAGAACACUCAUACAAUUUUUUACUGUUUAAUUACCUUCCAUAACUUUGGAAAAUGUCUGCAAUUGAGAGAGGAAUGACAGACUGUUAAUAUAAAUGUCAAGGUCGACAGUCUUAGCCUGGAGUGUAAAGUUCGUGCUUUUAUUUUCAAAUUCAGGUCUGACUUGGUUCAAAUUAGUUUAAAUUAGGUUAAUUAGGUAAAUUUAAAGCACACUCACCCCAUAGAAUCAAAUGAUUAGAUUCCUAAAAUUUUCAGCAUCACUAAAUUAUUAAGAACACCCACUUUUGAAAAGCUUAGUAUAGUGAGUAUACUUGACUGGAGAAGUGCAAGAGUUUGCAAAAAUGUUAUUUAAUUAAUACUCCCUAUCUCUAGAAACAAGCACCAUAAUUUUGUGAUGACUUACAUACAGCUUCACCCAAUCAUUAAUAAUAAUCUAAACUUAUAAUGUGCAGCAUCAUGACCAAGAUACAGCAAGGUACAUAUAGGCACAAUCAAAAGAAUAAAGGUAAAGCAAGCAAUGGAUCAAGGUAUUAUGGGAUAUAGGUACUGUAAACAUUGUGAGAUGGAGUCAUUACAUGAUGGUUAGCACGACAGACAGUAUUGCAGAUGACUGAAGAAUAUAUUAACUAUGGUAAUUCAGAUGUAGUACUUUGUAAGCAGAUAUAUGUUUCAGAGAGUGUUUGAAUUUAGCUUUAGAGUCCAAGAGGUAGCGGCACAAAAGGAGAAGGUCUAUUGUCCGUAUGUGAGUGUCUUUGUGGGAAAGAAGGAUAAAAUGUGGGAGUCUGGUGAGGAGCAAAGGUUUUAGGCAGGGGUUUGGACAGACAAGAUUUCAGUAGUGGGGAGAAUAGCCUUCAAUGAAUCCAUUGCAUUAAGAAAAAAGUGCACCGCACUUUGAUAGACCUUUAAAAAUAAUGUAUUUCUUAUUUUAAUGGUUAAUAAUGCUGUCCCUAAUACUUUAAACGUAAUAGUAUAAAUGUCUACAAAGAGCAGUCCUCCAUAAAUGGUAUUCACAGUCCAUCUUUGUUCAAAACAGAAAUAGACAAUAAUGAUUUAUUGACAAUUCUGACAGUAACAGGUUGCUAAUAACAGUGGCAUAGAAACCAGAGGGACAAGACGGAGCAGCACCCCCUGAGAGGAAGCUAGAAUGUUCCUACACUACUAAAUAUUAUUAGUUAUGCCAAGUAAAGUUUUACUAAGUAACCUUAAUUAGCCCAGAAUUGUAAGUCAUAAUUGUCAAUUUCUGCAAUUCCCAUUAGUAUAUAUAUACCUUAAUCACCUUUCUGGGCCUCUACUACAAAGCUACUCUAUUAGAAACCCAGCUGAUGACUUAGAUGCAAACAUUCCCGUGCACACCAUGUGCAAACAUAUAUUCAGUCCGCACAUUGUAUAGAAACAGAUUUAUAAGUAUAUAAAGGAUCAUUACCAAUACUUCCUUAAUGUAAAUCACAAAAUAUAUAUUUUAUUUGAAAAGAAAUUGCUUCUUGAAAUAUUUUUAUGGACUAAGUGGAAGCAAAUUAAGUUAUUUUCUGAUUGUCUCCCUUCAACCACAGGGUUUGUAGACUUGCCUACAAUUUCAUUUGCAGACAUUCCACUUCCACAAAAACGGGAAGCUUGCACCAUGUUUUGUAUACAGCUAACUUAAAAAAAAUCGUAAGUGCCAUAAUAAUCUUCAUGCAGAAAAUAUUAUUUAAAACUAUUCUUUUUGAUCUGCUUUCAGGUAACAUUUUAUUUCAACAUAAUGUGUUACUCUUUUUCUUUUCUAACUUAUGUGUGACACUAUAAUUAUUGUUGCUCAAUAAUCAUGCAUAUUCACAAAAAUGCUUGUUUAACUGUUUUAACUGUUUUAAACAACGCAUGCAUAGACAUGUGAACAAUGGCUAUGGAGAACUGAAAACUGUGUGCAUUGAUACACAAUUGUCUCACUAAAAAUGUUAGCCUAUUAAGACAUCACAUAUCACAUAUUAGUACUCACAUAAUUAAAGGGUACCUAUGAAGCUAGGUAAAUAUCAAAUGAUUAAUCAAAUGAUUAAUGAGUUUAUCUUACGUUAAAUUAUUCAUUUUACAUUUUUUCCUAUUACAUGCCAUACAAUAUUAUCUCACGUUGAGACUUAUUGUCUCCCUUUACCUGCACACCAUGUAAACUUUACUGCUUUAUGUGUUGGUAGAGUCUAGAGCAGACCUGGGCAAAGCCCGGCCCGCGGGCCGGAUCCGGCCCGCCUCCUGUCUCUGACCUGCCCGC